AUGGAUAAAGUUAUGUACUUUUGGCUAUUUAAUUAUAUAAUCAACUUAUUAAGAGGUAAUACAAAAAUAUCAAAUUUUCGUUUAAUAAAGGUCUCACUUUAAGUUUUUGUCUCAUUUUAGGGUACCAUGGUUUAUCAGAUUAAACUAUAACCUUUUAUAAUCUUUUUUAUAAAACAAAGAUAAUGCAUUUAAUAAUUUUUUUAUUUUAAUAGAAAAAGAAAUUAAUUAAAAAUGAAUCAGCUUUUAGUUAGAGAAUAAAAUCAAAGUGAUUGUAUCAAUGUUAAUAUUGUUGUUCUGUUAUAAUAAGCAAGCUUAAAUUUACAAACUUCGAUCCCCUCAGAAAUACCCUUAUACAUUUUUAUAAAUGGAAUCAAAGAAUAAAUAUUUGCUUAAAGAAUGCAAACAUAGUAUGAAGAACAUUUAGAGCUUUAAUUGGACACAGGAAUGUUCAUUUCACAAUAUGAAAACAAAACCCUUCAAAUGUUGGGUUUUAAAAAUAAUUGCACACUCUAUAUUAGAUUAAAAUUAUUAGGCUAUUAAACCAAAACUAAAAAUAAUAACAGAUUAUAUAAAGUUUUAGUGGAUUUGAAAAACACUAAUAUUUAAUUGUUUGUGGAAUAACUAAAAACUACUCCAGUAUCCUCUGUUUUUCAUGAUAUUUUGGUAGAAUUAUUCCAAAAUUAUUAAAUUGAUCCUUCGUUGCCAUUUAUUUUUUUUAUAAAUGGAGCAGAAGUUCAACCUUUUGAUGUUAGAUUAAUUUAAGAUUUUCAAACCAAAGAAGGUAUUAUAAUUUAAUUAAUGGUUCCAAAAAUAUAACCUAAUCAAGAUUCAUAAGAAAAAUCAAAAUUUGCACUCAUUAAAAGUAAAUAGAUUAAACGUUUUUAGAGAAAAAUUAUUAUGAUAGAGGGGAUUGAUAAAAUGUAAUUUUUUACAUACAAUGACAUUUCUCUAUAAGAGAUAUUUGAAAAAAUUAAAGAGGAUUUCCAAUUAUAACAUAGCGCUUAGUAAUAUUAAAUUAAUAAUGAAAUAUCAUAUGAUCUAUGCAAUAUUUAUACCAUAAAUGAUUUUAAGUUUGCAAUUCAAUAGAAUGUUGUUACAUUAAUUGGAGAGUUUUAUAAGAAAAUUAAAAUUAAGGGCUUUUUAGAUGGAAAUGGCUUUAUUAUAGAAGAAACCAUGCCAAUAAAUACUUCAAUGAUAGAAUUCCUUAAGGAUUUUAAAUAUAAAUUAUUUGGCCCCAAACAAAAUAAUUUUAAUCAAGAAAUUAUUGAGCAAAAUAAUUAUCAAGUUGUAGUACAUUGGUCAUCGAUCAAAAAAUGA
This is a messenger RNA of Paramecium octaurelia, 1317 nucleotides long. The record is from the annotation of a GenBank genome assembly. NCBI's taxonomy places the organism in Eukaryota, Ciliophora, Oligohymenophorea, Peniculida, Parameciidae.